AUUUUAAUUGGGAUAAGAAAGUACAUGGGAAUUCAGAACCUUUUUGGAUUUUUGUAACUGAUUGUGAUGGGGAAGAAUUACUUUACAGUGAAUAUUUUACAAUGAAAAGUAAAUUUGUGGAAGAAAAUAGGUCUUAUUUAUUCUCUUUUAUUGUUAGCUUAUUUGAAAAUUUGCAUCCUAUUUAUUAUAUUAAGGUUAUUUCAGAUAGAUGGAUUUAAUCUGAAACUACUAUACCUUUGUCGUUUAAGAAUCUUAUUUUACCUUAAUAAUUUUCAGCUCCGACUAAACUUUUGGAGUUUUAAUUAAUGCCAGUUAAUUAGCUGUAGUUUAAUGAAGGAGAAUAGGCUUUAAGAGCUUUAGGAAUUUAUUAAUUUAAUUAAAUUUAAACUUAAGUUUAUAAUUCAUUUUAUAAUUAAAAUGAAAAUAUCUUCCUUGGAGCUCCGACUGGGUCUGGGAAAACUACUUGUAUUAUUUUGGCUAUAUUAAGGAUUUUCAAAGGAUAUUUUAAUGAGGAUAAGAAAAUUGUUUAUGUAGGACUUUAAGAUAGUAUUUGUUAAAAUAUGUAUAAAAUUUUAUGCAAGGCAUUUAAACAUAUGGAUAAAAAAAUUGGAAUUCUUACUGGGUAAACUAAGACUGAUAAUAUUAUUUUGUAAAAAUAUGAUAUUAUUAUUUCUACACCGGAAAAUUGGGAUAUUAUGACCAGAAGAUGGAGAGGAAAAAAAUAAAUUUAAAGCAAAAAUAUUAGGCUUUUUAUUGCUGAUGAGCUUCAUUUGUUAAAUGAAAAUAAAUCAAUACUUGAAGUAAUUGUUUCUAGAAUGAGAUUAUUUUCCUCUUAAAUGGAUUAAAAUAAUAAAAUUUAAAUUAUCGGUUUAUCAACUUCUGUAGCAGAUUAUAAAGAAAUGGCUUCUUGGAUUGGUGCUUAAUAAAAUAAUAUCUUCAAUUUCCAUCCUAAUGUGAGACCUUAUCCUGUAGAUAUUCAUAUCACUGGUUUCGAAUAAAAUCAUAGAAGGGCUAGAUUAUUAGCUAUGUAGAAACACAUGUAUUAAGGUUUAAAAUAAUUCUUAUAAAAUGAUACUUAAUAAGGAAUAAUAUUUGUAUGUGACCGAAAAUAAGCAAGAUUAACAGCUUUAGAUUUAUAAACAUUAGCCACAGGUGAUAAUAAGCCAAAGAAAUUUUUGAAAGCCCCAGAAUAAAAAAUAAAGGAAAUCGCCGAAUAAAUAACUGAUCACGUACUUGCUGAUGUAGUUUAAUAUGGAAUAGGAUUCGUAUAUGAAGGAAUGUUAGAAGAUUAGAGAACUUUAAUUGAAAACUUAUAUAAUGCAGGAGCCUUAUAGAUAAUUAUUUCAACUUAUAAACUAUGUUGGGAACUUAAUUUGUAUGCUUAAAUAACUGUUAUUUUAGAUAAUUAAAGAUAUAAUGGGUAAGAAAGAAAGUAUGUAGAUUAUACUAUUCCUGAUAUGCUUUAAAUGAUUUCAUAUGCUAAAAAUAAAGAGUUCGUGAAAAAUAACAAUAAUAAUAAAAAUAAUAAUUAAGAAAAUGUAAAUGCAAAAUGUCUUGUGUUCUGUCAUGGUCCUAAAAAAGAAUUUUAUAAAAAAUUCCUUUUUGAACCUUAUCCAGUGGAAUCUCAUUUAAAUCAAAAUCUUUCAAAUCAUUUAUGUGGAGAAAUAUAUGCUAAAAACAUUAAAAGUAUCGAAGAUUGUAUUGAUUGGAUUACUUGGUCAUUCAUGUAUUGGAGACUUUCCCAAAAUCCAAAUUAUUAUGGUUUAUAAGAAGUAUCUGGUACUGCUGUAAAUGAUUAUUUGUGUGAGCUUAUAGAAUAAUCAUUGGAAGAACUAGGUGAGUUUAAAUGCAUACAAUAAGAAUAGGAAAAUACGGAAUUAAAUUUACUAAAUUUAGGUUAGAUAGCAGGAUUUUACUAUAUAGAUGUUGAAACAAUAUAACUUUUUGGGGAAAAUAUAAAACAAGAGUCAAAACUUAAACAUUUAAUUGAAAUAUUAUCAAAUGCGAAAGAAUUUGAAGAAAUCCCUAUUAGAUAUAAUGAAGAUUCUUUACUAUUCAAUUUAAAUUAAAAGAUAACUUUUUCUUAUGACAAAACUAACUUCAAUGAACCAAAAACGAAAACCUUUAUUUUAUUACAAGCUUAUUUUUCACGUUUAUAAGUCAAUUCAGAUCUUAAUUAUGAUCAAAAACUUAUUCUAGAGAAUGCUGUUAGAUUAAUUCAUGCUCUGGUUGAUGUUAUUAAUUCAAAUGGUUGGUCCUAAUAAGUAAAAAAAUUAUUUUUUUAAAUAAAUUUUAUAUUUAAUAGACUAUUAGAGCUAUGAAACUUUGUUAAAUGGUUGUUUAAGGGUUAUGGUAGAAUAGUUCCCCUUUAUUAUAAUUGCCUUAUUUUACAGCUGAAAUUGUAGAUUAAUUAAAAGAAAUAGGUGUUUAAGAUAUUGCUGAUUUCUAAAAUAUGGAUGAUGGCGAUAGAGAAAAAAUACUUAAGUAGUUUAGUUAGGAAUAAGUUGAGGAAAUUGCUACUGCAAGUAAUAGGUAUCCAAGCAUUAGUAUAAGAUAUAAUAUUGAGGAUAAAGAUAAUAUUUAUUCAGGUUCUAAAGUUACAGUUAAUGUUGUCUUGGAAAGAGAUGGAGAAGAUUAUACAGAAUAUGUUAUUGCUCCUUAUUAUCCUAAAUAAAAAGAAGAAAUAUGGUGGGUAUUAAUUUCAGAUAAAAAGUAAAAUAAUUUAUAUAGUAUCAAAAGAUUAGGAUUUAAAUCUAAAGCUGAAAUUGCUUUAGAGUUUGAUUCUCCUGAAGUUGUUGGAAAAACUGAAUUUUCUAUUUAUUUAAUUUGCGAUUCUUAUGCUGGGUGUGAUUAAGUUGAAACUUUUACUUUAAAUAUAAAAGAAAAUACUAAUGAAAAUGGAAUGAAUGAAGAAUGAUUAAAAUUUUAUAAAUGCAUUAUAUAUAUGAUUAUUUAAAAUAAUAAAAAUAUGUUUUUAUAAUUCGUAUAAAUUAAAA
This is a messenger RNA of Ichthyophthirius multifiliis, 2996 nucleotides long. RefSeq lists its product as hypothetical. Gene Ontology annotation, cellular component: nucleus. The transcript is spliced from 5 exons. The record is from RefSeq and is a predicted model, not a curated record. NCBI's taxonomy places the organism in Eukaryota, Ciliophora, Oligohymenophorea, Hymenostomatida. The annotation marks the transcript as partial. Gene Ontology annotation, molecular function: ATP binding; nucleic acid binding.